This is a messenger RNA of Magnusiomyces paraingens, 252 nucleotides long. RefSeq lists its product as uncharacterized. The transcript has a single exon. The record is from RefSeq and is a predicted model, not a curated record. Gene Ontology annotation, cellular component: large ribosomal subunit. Gene Ontology annotation, molecular function: structural constituent of ribosome. Bases 1 to 252 code for a protein of 83 amino acids. Lineage: Eukaryota; Fungi; Ascomycota; Dipodascomycetes; Dipodascales; Dipodascaceae. Gene Ontology annotation, biological process: translation.
AUGUACUACAGAAUCCACCUCUACCGCUCCUUCAUUGGACUCUCGAAAACUACUGCUGAAACCUGCCGUGCACUUGGCUUGUCAAAGAGAGGCCGUGUGGUUUACAAGAAAGUGAGCCCGCAGAUCGCCGGUCAAGUGGUCAAGAUCAAGGACCUUGUUAAAGUUGAUCUGGUGCCAUCACUCGAGUACCAAACUGCUGAGUUUGCAGCUCGCAAGUCUGCAAGUGGUUACAGUGUUAUUUCUCGGAAUUAA